Lineus longissimus is the source of this 5032-nucleotide messenger RNA. RefSeq names its product ras-related protein Rab-2. Gene Ontology annotation, molecular function: GTPase activity; GTP binding. Gene Ontology annotation, cellular component: Golgi apparatus. The record is from RefSeq and is a predicted model, not a curated record. The transcript is spliced from 7 exons. Bases 80 to 718 code for a protein of 212 amino acids. Lineage: Eukaryota; Metazoa; Nemertea; Pilidiophora; Heteronemertea; Lineidae. Gene Ontology annotation, biological process: vesicle-mediated transport.
UGAAGUUAACUGUGUUCCGGCAAAGUGACGUCAUCGAUAUUGACAUCAUCUCGAAUUUGUGUCGAAUAAAAUAUCAAAAAUGUCGUAUGCUUAUCUAUUCAAAUACAUAAUUAUAGGAGAUACAGGUGUGGGGAAGUCCUGCCUCCUUUUGCAGUUCACCGAUAAACGGUUUCAGCCCGUUCAUGAUCUAACAAUUGGAGUUGAAUUUGGUGCUCGUAUGAUCACCAUUGAUGGGAAGCAAAUCAAACUACAGAUUUGGGACACAGCAGGACAGGAAUCUUUCCGAUCUAUAACGAGGUCAUACUACCGCGGAGCAGCUGGCGCUCUUCUAGUCUACGAUAUCACGAGACGAGACACUUUCAACCACUUAACAACAUGGCUCGAAGAUGCCCGCCAGCAUUCAAACUCAAACAUGGUUAUAAUGCUCAUCGGUAAUAAAAGUGAUUUGGAAGCAAGGCGAGACGUGAAGAAGGAAGAAGGUGAAGCGUUUGCCCGAGAGCACGGUCUCAUCUUCAUGGAGACGUCGGCGAAGACGGCCGCCAAUGUAGAAGAGGCAUUCAUCAACACAGCAAAAGAAAUCUAUCAGAAGAUUCAAGAUGGCGUCUUUGAUAUAAAUAAUGAGGCUAAUGGUAUCAAGAUAGGCCCUCAACAUUCCCCGGCUAAUCCUAAUAUGGCGGCGAACAGUGGCGGCGGUGGCCAGAGCGGAGGAUGCUGCUAGAUCAAAGACUGGCGCUGGUUCCGCAGCCAAACAAACAUUCUAUCUAAAUCAAGGGACUAUUUAUAAUAUCGCCAACGGAUAUUUCCAGCAGGGUAUCAGUUCUAAAAGAUUGUGUGCCAAAUCAAGUAGUUGGACAAGUGUUCUUUGUGCAAAUUCACAGGAUUAUACUUGCGACUGUUGGUGAUGUUCUUUAUAUGCAUGCGGAAAUUCAGAAGGAAGGAUUACGCCAAGGAAAUCACCGGCAGCCACUGAGGCCCCCUUUGGACUUGUUGAUGCUUUAAUAAGGUGUGGAUAGACUUUCUCCACAGUGCCCAGUCAAUACAACCCUAUUGCUUGGGGGAAUAGAUUUCCGUUAACAACAAACCCGCCUGUAUGCCGCUUUAAAAUUAGUUUGGGAAAAAGAUGCAUCUGCCAGUCUAGUCUUGUUUCUUCAUUUAAAAAAGACCUAAAGUCUAUUCAGCUGCCCUCUUCCUCGUUCCUUUACCUGCUACAUGCUGUUGCACCAUCUUCUCCAUGUACAACGAUGUGCUAUAUUUUUGAAAAAUAUUCGUUCAGCUUAGAAUAUCUUGUUCCUUUUUAUGCCUACAUGGCUCCAAGCCGUAGAAACUUGUUGAACUGGUUAAGCUUUUGAAGUGCAAUAUUUUUUUUUCUCGGUGGCCUCUGGUAUUAAUUCAAAUUGAAGUAAAAACACGCUUCAAUUGCAAACUUGAGAAGAAUAAAUUAUCUUUGUCGCUAGAAAGGAAAUUUUUGGAGAUGUUUGUGCUAAAUUUGGUGUCCGACAUUUGCUGUCUAUCCUUGAAGUGAGAGGAUUAAUUUCAGUUCAGGCGUAUUUUUAGGACAGACAGUGCAGUUCACUAAAUACAUUAUGCUAAUUCAUUGCUUUCACCCCUGAAAUCAAAUUAGAACAUUCCUUCUUGCCUAUGAAAGUAUACUUCUGAAUGAAGUUGUUUGAUUGUUAGGGGUAGUCGCCUGAAAAUUUAAAUUGAAAGAACUGAAUCUGCUGGAAAUAUUCUUGAAACUCUUUGGAGUAAAAGUAUGGAAAUACAACACAUAUUUUACGAGUGGUUGUUUCGACUGAGACAAGACUCUUGCAAUUGAAUGGGAAUUUUGUCUAGACCCUGAAGUGAGCGUCUGUAUAAACCAGUCAGACUGAUACCAAAUCCACCUGAACCAUGAAGGGUUGAUGAGAACUUCCUGCUUUUCUAUGAACUCCCAUGGUGAGGCCACAAUUCUGACCUUGAAAUGAAGUCGUCAUCACAUGGCAGGUGUAAAGGAAAAUUAUUUUGUCGGCUUGCUCGUUUAUAAUAUUUGAGACGUGUGAGUCAUAUUGUCACGACAUAAGGUUGGAACGCAGCUGUUAUCGAAGCUACAGUACUUGUAUCUAUAUCAAAAUGUGUGUUGUAUUUGACCAUGUGUCUUUUGUUGAUUUUGCAGUUUGUAUUUGAUACAAAACACAGCCAAGCGUAUAGAAUGAUCUAAAUUAUUCUGUAAGCUUGGCUUCAAGUAUGAGAUCCGUAGUUUGUAUUGAAAACAGUUUCUGUGUAACAUGUAUACUGCCCAUGUUAUGUUAUAAACAAUGAAUGUUGUUCAAAACAUGUUUCGAAUAUGGCAAUGCAACAUGUUUUGCAAUCAAGAAAAAAAGGGAAUCUUUCGUUAUGAUUAUAUGUGAAGUAAAUGAUCUAUUGAUUCCAAUUCAUGUUCAUUGGGCUGUUCUUUAUCCAGUCUCUUGUGUGAUUGGUCAGUGAUUGAUCAUGUGACCUCAUGCAAGAUUCUCGGCGCUAUUCUUGCAUACUGUACACAUCUGUCAGUUUUGUUCAUUCCGUAGGUGUGAAUAGAAGUUGAUUUAAUUUAAGAUUCACCCUUUCGUAUCCUAUGUAAGAAUUAUGUGAUAUAACAGGUCAAAAAUGUUGCAUGUACAUGUAGGAACCUCUUUUCCAGUUUCUCCAUUAAAUGAUAUACAGUGUAACCUCCCUUAGCGAACACCUCUCUAUUUAGGACCACCUCUCUAUUAAGGACACUAGUUUUGGUCCCAAACUGGUUGUUUCCAUUCAAUUUGACCUUUCUUGUGUUUCUGUAUGUGAAAUAACAGAAGGUUAGACCUUCAUUUUCUCAUGAAAGGAUCAGCCAUCCUUCCGAAGUGGUGAGGAGUGAUGCAAUACCAAUAUUGAAACAGCAUGACCAAUAUCUUCAAAGGAUUUUAAAAUAUUCUCUCACGGAUACGAAAGGGUCAAAAUUAUCAUUGUCUGAUGAUGAAUUUAAUAUAUAGAUAUAAAUAUAAAGUUAAACAUUGAUGUAUUGUAGUCGCACGGUGUAAAUAUUGCUAUUUGAUUCAAACUUCCGAAAUGUUCUUCACAUUAUUCCCUCUAUCAUAAUCAUGAACAUUGUUAACCCCACUCUGAAUAUUUUGAUGUUUUCAGUCAAUAUAUUGUUGUUAUACACUUCCUUGACACUACUGACUGACAGUACCCCACAUCUGAAUACCGAAACAUUUUAACAAAAACAAUUGCAUAGAAAGAUUAUGUUGAAAAUCAGUCGGUGUUAACACAAAAACAAUGAGAGUCACAGCAGAAGAGUUGCAUUUACUUGAAAAGACCUAAGUGGUUUGGGUACCUAAACUCUUCACAAAGCAUAUUGUUGGCUGGCAUACAACCAAGAUAAUCAGGGUACUGAUAGUCUAAACGAUUGUUAACUGAAGCACUGAGAAUAUUUUUCUAAAGGGUUCAUUGUCUCCUUGUAACAUUUCAUAAUGCUAAUCCUCCUUGAAAGAUUCUAUUGGCACCAUACUGUAGUGCGCUGCUAUGAAAAUUAUUUAUGGGGAUUAUAUUCUCGCCAUUGAUGUCAAAUUGUCAUCCCCACUGUGUGUUAUGUUGCCCAAUUUGUGCAGCAUCUUGUGGUCAUCGUCUUCGUGUAAUACUAACUGGUUUAGAAGAUGAGUUCUCAAGAACUAAAAUACAAAAAAUACAACUAAGAAAUCUUUGGAAUAAUAGAUUGCUUUCUUGUGCAUUGUGCUUCUGAUUCUGUUAUAAAUAGAGUCAUUCUAUAAAACUUGGACCUUUUGAGCUUGAAUAUUGUUCAGAUUUGUGCAUUUAUAGAUAAUGAGAUGCGUGUGUGUGUUUGAAAUAUUGUAAUUUUGAAGAACACAUUGUCUUCAGUUCUAAAUAGUUGUUGGGUUAGCAGGUCCCUGCAAUGACCAUUGAUUGACGUGUUACGAAUAUUUUAUCCUGCAAAAUUUUAAUUUUCCUUGACAAAUGGGUAGUCAACGGGAGGAAGGGAUUGAUGCCUGUUUUCCUUGUUUCAUUCCUCCUUUCAUAUUAUGAUGUCAAUCCCAGGAAUUGAUGCAUGCUUCGUCAAUCUUUUCUAAUAUCUGUAGAAUUCAAUGGCCAUACAUGUACCAGUAACUCUGUCUGAAACUAUUUUCCUUUCGAAUGCUGUACAUACAACUACACGAAGAUAUUUGUCCGAUUCUAUUCAACUCUAUAUUGUUUGUUGUGCAUUGUCUACUAUAGCUGUUUAUUUCUAAACAACAUGUUUCUUUAGAUCAGUUCUAAGUUACCGGUUUGGAAGUUUGAUCGAGUGUCUACCACUAAAAAGUGCUUCGAUUCUAAAGUUGAAAAUCAUUCCCAGAAAUGGGAAUUACGAUUUGCACAUUGGGACUUUAUAUAGUGAUCCUUGACCACCUCAAUUGCGUAAAUUGGUCAAUAAGGUAUUUACCCGCUGAUUGUGUAUCACAACCCAAAGUGAAUCAAGACCCAAUGGAUACUCGAACUUCUGAUAAAAUUUCUGCAGGUAAUGUUGCAGCAAGAUUGAUACGAGUCUAACUACCAUCUGUUGUGGAUAUCAUAACGUUGUUAUGUCAAUAUCAUUUGAUAUGAUAUGGUUUUGUUGUGGUGCCUUCAGGUGGCGCCUCUCUCAUUGUCUUCAUGCCCCUUCGUGUAUUUCUACUUACUGCAAACCGACCAAUUUUCGCAUUGUUUUAGUUCUGGAUUCACAAGAAACAGAAUUUUAAACUUAAAAAAAUUUCGUGAUUUUUCAUCUUUGAGGGAUGUCGACAUUUCUUUCGGUUUUCCAGUAAAAAUAUCAUUUCUCGCGAUAUCUAUUUUUGCAAGUCGAGGUUCAUUGCAAAAAUAAACUCCCGCGAAAAAAUUGGUGGUCUACAGUACGUGAUAACAUGGUCAGCACAUUGUUUCCUAUUGGGUUCUCUUCAUGUUAGAUUUGUCUAUUUCUGGGUGAGACAUGUUGUAUGUGGCUACAUAUAAAUCGAAUGUAACUAUCAGAUAUUCAUCUGAAUAAGCACGAUAAACGACAAAUAUUUAA